This is a messenger RNA of Dermacentor silvarum, 622 nucleotides long. It is a transcript of the gene IFT43, whose product is annotated as intraflagellar transport protein 43 homolog A-like. Lineage: Eukaryota; Metazoa; Arthropoda; Arachnida; Ixodida; Ixodidae. The record is from RefSeq and is a predicted model, not a curated record. Gene Ontology annotation, biological process: intraciliary retrograde transport. Gene Ontology annotation, cellular component: intraciliary transport particle A; cilium. The transcript has 7 exons. The annotation marks the transcript as partial.
AUAAUUUUCAAAUGUCGUUUUGCUUGCAGAAGCGGUGAAGGUUCCAAAGCUCCUCCUAAACCGAGGAGAAAUAGCGGAUGGGCAGAAGAUAAUUCGUCGUCCGGGCUGUUUCGCUUCAGACGGUCAUCUGCACGUCCCCCAAGCACCGUCCCGAUAGAAGCGCCAAAGUUGACAAGAAAUGAAACCGUUCUGGAAAGGGACGACUCCGACUCGGAGAUCCCAAGCAUACCCGACUUGGGAGAAGUUGAACGUGAUGACCUCACUACUCAGGUGGCCCAAGCUCCAAGUGUUCCUGUGAAUCAGGUCGACACCUUCCAGCAACUGGACAAUGAGCUGCUGAAGCAGGCAGCAUUCACAACACUUGAUGGCUGUGAUCUCAGACUGCUCACAAAGUACCUGACCCCCGAAGAAUACCUCAAGGAGCCAGACGCAGUGUGGACAUGGGACACGCUUUUCACUGAAGUGGCUGCCGAGAUCAACAAGUCAAGCGACAACAGCCGAGAACCUGACGAAAAGCAAAGCAUGCCAGUGUGAUCGCCUUUAUUCCUACACUCAGCUCCAUACAUAGCAGGCAAUGCUACAAAGGCUAGACACUUCUCUCGCGGCUCGCAUUAGCAACCAA